This is a messenger RNA of Anthostomella pinea, 1698 nucleotides long. NCBI's taxonomy places the organism in Eukaryota, Fungi, Ascomycota, Sordariomycetes, Xylariales, Xylariaceae. The record is from the annotation of a GenBank genome assembly.
AUGGCCGAUUCCGAGCUCACCAACGCAGCAAUCGCCGCCUCACGGACCACCGGAAUCGACGUAGAAACCCUGGGCCUGACCCUCAACACACUACACGAUGCCCUACCCCAAGCCAUCCAAGACAAGAUCGCCCUCGACGACGACUUCGACCAGCUCAUCGCGGGCAUUGCCGACAGCCCCCUCCCUCAGCCGGUCUCGAGCAACAACAACGAAUUCCCGAUCUGGGUCGUCGACGCCGGCAUACCGAGCCGGCAGCACUACGUAACCAUCAUCCUGCACUCUGCCACCUCCUCCGACCCAACAGCCAAGCCCAAUAUCCUCGGUGUCGUCGACGAAGCAGCCGUGAUCGAUCCCCUCCAGCACACCGGCGCUACCUAUUACAAGAAAGACCGCGCUCAGUGGAGUCUGCGGCGGCUCCUGGGCGACACUGCCGCCUUUGCCGAUGAAAAUCAGAACCCCUGGCGCACAGUCUGGGUCCCGCCGCAGGAGCCAGAGGACCGUUUCAGCUCGGGCUUCCGGGCUUUCUCUAUCGUGGCGCAGUUUUUUGACCGCGUUGGCGCUUACCAUGCUUCUGGGAAGGAGUUUGGCAGGGUUGGCUUCUGGGCGCCUACAAGGCCGUGGUUUAAUGUUUAUCUUGUCCGCGGCGAGAUGUUGGGUUUGGUGGCGGCGAAGGCUUUGGCGGAGACGGGGUGGAAGACACGGCUGGUGUUGUCUCUGGUUGCUCCUUCUGCUGGUGCCUCGGGGAGAGGGGCGCUCCCGACCUCCGAGAGCGAACAAGGCAACGAGAGCAGACCCAGCAAGUGGGACGAAGAUCGGUAUGACAGGACCAAGGAUUACAGAGAGAAGAUGCAAGAACAUAUCGGCUGGGCAAUGGGAUCUGUCGAGGAAGCCGAGCGCCGGGCCACAGAAGCUUUAGAAGUAGCCGACAGAAUCCACGGAAAGAUGCUGGACAGAUCUUUUGAGUGGCCGGCGGACAGUCCUGAAGGGAUAGAAACGGUGGAGGACCAGCUCGCAGAUGCCCAAAAAAAUAUCCUGCAGGAAAUACAGAAGAUUGCGGCUGCAAGAGCAGAAGAAUUAUUGCAAACCGACCAGCAAGAGGCAGAAAAGGGCAAAGGGGAAUCAAAGAAGCGCGCAGGCUCGGAGAAUUCGAGGGCCAGCGAAAAGAAACGCAAGGCUCUGGAACAUGAAAAGGGGCUGGUCUUGCCUAGCCAGGAGGAGGAACCGCCCCAAGACGAAGAGUUACACGAAGAUGCCACACAGAAGCCGAUUGCUACAGCAGAUGCUGGGACUCAAACGAUGAGAGUCCCUAGAGAGGAUGUAGGUGAACAGACCAUCGCCCGAUGGCUCGAAAGCACCCAGCAGGGUUCGGUCAAUGAUUGGGAGGAAGACGGCACCCAGCCGGAGAAGGCACCCGAAUUCCCCGACGACCUUGCCGACAUGGACGAAGAGGGCAUUGAAGGCUUUGCAGAGUUAUUGGAUAAAGGCGCCAAGGUACCGGCAGACUAUUCGAGCAAGCUGUACGGGAGCGUUCUUCUGGAUUGCCUGGGCGAAUCAAUCCGCCAUGAGUCCCCAAGGCUGUUCCAGGUACUGGUAGACCAUGGCGCCGUACACAGCAAGAGGCUUGCUAGGUCGCUGAGACGAAUGGCAAAGGAGGAGGAAGACGAAUAUAUGGCACAUAUGCUUGAAAAAUACCUGUAA